Molecule: messenger RNA, 732 nt
Organism: Impatiens glandulifera
Lineage: Eukaryota; Viridiplantae; Streptophyta; Magnoliopsida; Ericales; Balsaminaceae
Exons: 1
Coding region: 1-732 (243 amino acids)
Source: RefSeq, a predicted model, not a curated record
AUGGCUUCAAUUUGCUGGUCAGCUGAAAACGCCACAAAAGCCUACAUCAAAACCAUGAAAAUGGUAAGUCCACAGGUGAAACACAAGCUGAAAGAGCCUGAUGUAGCCGAAUUCGUCUCUGCCCUGGCUGCAGGCAACAACGCCCAAUUGAUGGUCAUCGCUUGCGCGGCCUCAGAUUCAGGUUGCUCCGCCGCCGCCGGUCUAAUGGCGGCUGCCCAUCAGACUGGUGGAAGGGUUGUCUGCAUUUUCAGAUCGGAAAACGAAUCUCUUGAUCUCUCCAAACAUGGUUUGAACCCAGUUGGGCGGGUGGAAUUCGUUUCAGGGGAUGCGAAAGCCCUGUUGAUGAAUGAGUACAAAGAAGCAGAUUUCAUUGUGGUUGAUUGCAAUCUGAACGAACACGAAGAGAUGUUGAAUGAAGCGCGAUUGAGAUGUGCAAGGAAGAAGGGUGCUGCAAUUGUUUUGGGGUAUAAUGCUCUGUGUAGAGCGUCGAGAACAUGUGGAGGGGCAGAGACUCAACUGCUUCCCAUUGGAGGAGGACUGCUUAUGACAAGAAUAACAGCCGUAGCAGCAGCAGCUUCAAGUCAAAGACAAAGAGAUCCUAGGAUUAAUGUUAAUGGCGGUUCUAGACAGAAAAGCAAUUGGGUUGUGAAGGUGGACAAAUGUACAGGUGAAGAACAUGUUUUCAGAGUCAGAUCUCCUCGAAUCCAAGGAAUUCGACCUAUUGCCUGUUAG